Messenger RNA from Rotaria socialis, 819 nucleotides. The record is from the annotation of a GenBank genome assembly. NCBI's taxonomy places the organism in Eukaryota, Metazoa, Rotifera, Eurotatoria, Philodinida, Philodinidae.
AUGUCUCUGGUGGUUUCUCCAAAAGUCGAUGAAUUGCCCAUAUUUGAACUUCUCAACGCUCAGCUAUUUACACUGCAUGUUGAUUUUGUCAAUACACUUUUUUCAUGCAUGGAUGUGACCCUAACACAAAUCAAAGACAUAAAUCUACCACUGCCAAUUUCGUCCUGUAAUAGCAGCGAUGGCAGCUUAUCACUUGCAGCUAUUUUACCAUCACAUGGUGUGAAUUUACAGUUUCUGCUCGCUGGUAUCAAUACUAUUGGUGGAGUUCGUCUAGCCCUUGAAGGAUCGGGUACUCAACAGAAGAAUGACAUUCUCCAGGUUAGUUACACACUUGUCGAUGUCGAAUUCGCACAGGCAUUUUCAGCUCCUGGUCUUCUUCUCACACAACAGCCAUCGCUCACACUUCAGCUCACUAAAGUGAUUAAUCGCACUUAUCCACUUACUGAAGGCGGUCAGACACAAUUGAAUGGUAUUUGGAUGCCAUACGUUUCGACUGAUAUCAAUCAGAUCUUUGUUAAUGAAAAUCAGUAUAUAUAUGCCAUAAGUUCGAAUACAAUACUUUCUCUCGUCAUAAGUGAGACACCAUAUUACGUAUUAAACACGCAACAACCGAUCGUCGAUGAGGCCGAACUUAUCUUCACGAACGUUCUAUUUACCAUUCUAUGCAUGGAGAUUUUUGGUUUGAUGUUACUCAUUUUCAAAGUUAUAAUUGUCCCACUUUUCGGACGUUUCAAUAAUUAUUAUCAACGACAAAGUACGACAGAAAAGUCACUGACAAACAACUUUGAUUUGUCACAAGCAUCUCUUUAUCGCUUUUAA